ACCAAAGAAGUUGAAAAUACUUGCGCGUGGAAAUUUCAAUGUAAAACUAUACAUUUACUGCAAUUUUUUGUCAUGCCAGAUCAUUUAAUGUUUUAUACAUGUAAGACAUUGUCGCUUUAUUUAUUUGUUUAAAACUGUCGACUUUUGCCGUAUUAGUUCAAUUUUUGUGCACUAGUUCGGCGCAUGCGCCAAUCACUCAUGUGGGCAUGCACACGUGAUCUCCCGGUGCAUCGUAGGGAUAUACGAGUGCUAUAUAUCGGCAGCACACACAUGGUUUUCAUUUUAACUCGUUUCAACUGUGUAGUUUUGUCAAAUUUGAAUUUAAAGUGCAAAAGUAAUACAAUUUAGUAAUAUUGUUUAAAUAUGGGGAAACUUAAGAAGCCAAAAGUCAGUAAGAUUAAGAAAAAUAAUCAAAUAAAGAACAAACUCACAAAACAAGGAAAACUUAAGACUCGGAGAUACAAAAAAAACCAACAAACUUCUUUAAAAGGGACAAGUAAAGGCAGAACACAAUCAGGUAAAAGCGAGGUCUUCGAAAAACAGAGCAAAGAUGUAAAUGACAAUCAAGCAGAAAAAUUAUAUGAGAACAAAAUAUUAAAAUUUAUGGAAGAGGAUGCUGGAAAAUCAUUUCGCUUAUUGCUCCCUGUGAAAACACGGAUAGGAAAAGUAGAAAAACGUCUUCUUCCAAAAGAUGAUGACAUUGCAGACGAGAAAGAUGAUAAAAUUGCAAAUGACAGUGAACAGAAACAAAAUAAAGAAGACGAACAGGAAGAUAUUAGUGACAUGGAAAUUGAUAUGGAUGCAUAUAACAAUUUGCAAGAAGAGACUGAUAAGCUGACAGUUUCUACUGUGGAACUUCUGGCAGCUCGCAAAGAACUGUUACAGUCUACACGUUUCAAAAUAGGAAUAUUAUCAAGUGGUAUCUUGGAAAAUCCCGAGCAGAAAAUAGGAAAUCUCAAGUUGUUGUUAGAUAUGAUGGACGAAAAAUCUUUUGAGAUUUAUAUCACUGUGAGAAAACUAGCAAUGGUGUCUCUUUUAGAAGUCUUCAAAGACAUACUACCGUCGUAUAGCAUUAUUCAAAUUUCUCAAGAAGGAGUAAAGUUGAAAAAAGAAACUUUGGCGCUGCAGAAUUAUGAAGGUACAUUGUUGAGAAAUUACAAAAAUUAUAUGCGAAAACUCGAAAAGAUGACAAAGAUUUUGAUUCGAAAGAAAGGAGACACGCGAGUGGUGAAGGAACGAGAAGUCAAUUUAGGCGAAAUCGCAAUAUCGUGCAUGUGCGAACUUAUCACGACUCAUCCGUAUUUUAAUUACUCCGAUAACAUAGCCAAUUAUAUUAUUCCUUUCUUGGAUAAUAAGCGGAGUAGUGUAAGAGAAAGAGUAGCGCAAUGUAUUUCUCAAAUAUUCAAAGAAGAUAAACGUGGUCAACUGUCACUUACGAUAGUUCGAAAAUUAAAUCAGUACAUCAAGUCAAGAAAACAUUCCGUUCAUCCUGAAGUGAUAAAAGUGUUACAAUCCUUACGCUUGAAAGACGUUAAUCUUGAUAAGGAAAAGGAAGAUGAAAUGAAACAAAAAACGCUCAAGUCUCACAAACAGAGAAUCAUCGCGUUAAGCAAACGAGAAAAAAAGAAGAAUAAGAAACUGGAACAAGUGGAAAAAGAAUUGCUCGAAACAAAGGCUGAGGAAAAUAAGGAGACAAAACACAAGAUUCUCACGGAAAUAACGAGCAUAGUAUUUACCAUAUAUUUUCGAAUUCUGAAACAAGCUCCUAAUAGCAAAGUAUUAUCGACGUGUUUGGAAGGUUUAGCCAAAUUCGCACAUUGUAUCAAUAUCAAUUUUUACCAAGAUUUAAUAACUGCUAUAGAUAAGGUAAUAGAAGACGGUAAUUUGGGAUUGAGAGAGCAAUUGCAUUGCGUUCAGUGCAUAUUUGCUAUAUUUUCUGGCCAAGGUUCAGCACUGAAUAUCGAUGUGUACAGAUUUUACGUGCAUUUGUAUAAAAAUAUAUUAAAUGUCCAUUGCGGGAAAACACACGCGGAAAGUGAGAUUAUAUUGAAGACGCUGAUAAUGCUUCUUACACAUCAGCGAAAGAGAAUCGCGCACUCACGUUUGAUAGCCUUUGUGAAGAGAAUAAGCAUGUUGACGCUGCAAUCGCAACACAAUGCGGCGCUGAGCAUUCUCGGUAUUAUCAAGCAAAUUAUGCAACUCGAUAAAGCGUCUCAAAUCUUACUGGACACCGAUUGCGCCGCAGACGGUUAUUACCAGGCCGAAAUCGAAGAACCUGACUAUUGCAAUGCACAUUGCACCGCAUUGUGGGAGCUUGUUGCUUUGCAGCGUCACUAUCAUAGCGUCGUGAGAGAACUCGCUAGAAAUAUCGCGUACGAAGUGCCCACGAGUGGUGAAGGUAGUUUAUCUAUUGAAACCGCGAAGCUAACACCGGAGGAGCUUUAUACAGAAUAUGACCCGACUGGUGUGGCAUUCAAGCCUGCUGUACCCGUCCCAAAAAAAACUACUGCGGUUAAGAAAAAAUGUACGGACUGUAACUUAAGUCCUAUAUUCGAAGAAUAUAUUGGCACCAUCGACAUUGACAAGCACUUAAUUACAGACGAACAUGUGGAUUUUUAUAAAGACUAUAAAUGUAAUUUGUAUCAUAUACAAUAACAGAAGUACAUAUGUAUAUAUAUAUAUGUAGAAAAGAAGAAGUUUUUUCUAUCAGUAAAUUUU
Molecule: messenger RNA, 2718 nt
Organism: Pseudomyrmex gracilis
Lineage: Eukaryota; Metazoa; Arthropoda; Insecta; Hymenoptera; Formicidae
Gene: Noc3
Product: nucleolar complex protein 3 homolog
Exons: 10
Coding region: 364-2655 (763 amino acids)
Biological process (GO): DNA replication initiation
Cellular component (GO): nucleolus
Molecular function (GO): chromatin binding
Source: RefSeq, a predicted model, not a curated record